Molecule: messenger RNA, 351 nt
Organism: Mitosporidium daphniae
Lineage: Eukaryota; Fungi; Microsporidia
Product: NAD+ kinase family protein
Exons: 2
Coding region: 1-351 (116 amino acids)
Biological process (GO): NAD+ metabolic process; NADP+ biosynthetic process
Molecular function (GO): NAD+ kinase activity
Source: RefSeq, a predicted model, not a curated record
AUGUCUGCUGGAGGCCCGAUCAUUCAUCCCACGCUCAAAGCAAUGCUUCUCACGCCCAUCUGUGCCCAUUCUCUUUCGUUCCGCCCAAUUGUUCUGCCAUUGGAGGAGAUACUUUCCAUCUCGCUGGCCGAAAAUUGCCGCUCCGAAAGCGCCUGGGUCUCAUUUGAUGGGCGCAGUAGAAUUGAGCUAAGGAAAGGGGAUAGAAUUAUAAUUGGCCGCUCUUCGUGGCCGCUACCUCUACUUACGGCACCGAGCAACUCAACUUCUACCCAGACAAUUGAAUGGUUUGACUCGCUUUCGGCCCGUCUACACUGGAACGAAGACUAUGCAAGGGCCUCGGCCCCCACAUAA